AUGGAAUCAGGAGCAUUUUCAGCCGCAUCUCUUGUGGAAGACGUACUUCAGCAACACGGUCAUCGCCUCAAGGAUCUUGAUUUAGAAUUUAGGAAAGCAGAAGAAGCUGCAUCAAGAAGAUAUGAAGCGGCCGGUUGGUUGAGAAAAAUUAUUGGAGUUGUUGCUGCUAAGGAUUUACCCGCGGAGCCAUCUGAACAAGAGUUUAGGCUGGUUUUGAGAAGUGGAAUUAUCUUAUGUAAUGCUAUUAAUAAAGUUCAAUCUGGAGCUGUUCCUAAGGUUGUGGAGAGUCCGGUUGAUUCUGCGCUGAUCCCGAAUGGGGCACCAUUAUCAGCUUAUCAAUAUUUUGAAAAUGUGAGGAAUUUUAUGGUGGCUGUACAAGAAAUUGGACUUCCUACUUUUGAGCCAUCUGAUCUGGAGCAAGGAGGAAAAUCAUCCAGGAUUGUGAAUUGCGUUUUGGCUCUUAAGUCGUACUGUGAAUGGAAACAGAAUGGUGCAAAUGGUGCGUGGAAGUUUGGUGGAAAUCCCAAACCUAAUAUUUCUGCUAAAUCUUUUGUGAGAAAAAACUCGGACCCAUUCACUAAUUCCUUGUCAAGGACUUCUUCAAUCAAUGAAAAAACUCUAGCUACUCUUAAUUCUGAUGUCGAGUCUAGUAAAAUGUCUGGUUCCCUUUCUUUGAGUAUGCUUGUUCAUUCUAUUCUGUCAGAUAAGAAGCCAGAAGAAAUUCCAAUGUUGGUUGAAUCUGUUUUGAAUAAGGUAGUUGAGGAGUUUGAACACCGUAUUGCAAGCCAAGGUGAACAGGCAAAAAUUACUUUAAGAGAUCAUGUUUCUCAAAGAAACGGAUCUGCCUCAAAGUUUGAUAAAAAGGUGGAGAACAAGAUUCAUAUGGUAGCUAAGAAAGAGGACAUUCAUAAAAAUCGUGUGGCUGCUGAGGAAUUGCAAACCAAACACCUUAAUCAGAAAAUGCUUUUUGACCAACAGCAAAGAGACAUUCAAGAACUAAAGCUUACUCUUCACACCACAAAAGCUGGUAUGCAGUUCAUGCAAAUGAAAUUUCGUGACGAAUUUUCCAAUCUUGGAAUGCAUAUUCAUGGAUUAGCUAAGGCUGCUUCUGGAUAUCAUAGAGUUCUGGAAGAAAAUCGCAAACUAUACAAUGAAGUCCAAGAUCUAAAAGGAAGUAUAAGGGUAUAUUGUCGAAUAAGACCCUUCUUUCCUGGACAACCAAACCAAUUGAGCGCAGUAGAAAAUAUAGAAGAUGGAACAAUCACAGUUAGUAUUCCUUCGAGGAAUGGGAAGGGACAAAGAUCCUUCAACUUUAACAAAGUCUUUGGACCAUCUGCCACCCAAGCGGAGGUAUUCCUGGAUAUGCAACCACUUAUUAGAUCUGUUCUUGAUGGUUAUAAUGUUUGCAUAUUUGCAUAUGGCCAAACAGGAUCAGGAAAAACUUACACAAUGACUGGACCAAAAGAGAUCACAGAGAAAAGCCAAGAAAUUCAUAGCAGCUCUCACAAAGGGCUCAGUGUGCCAGAUGCCAGCCUUGUCCCAGUGUCAUCAACUAUUGAUGUUAUUGAACUAAUGAACCUUGGGCACAGGAACCGUGCUGUUGGAGCAACAGCCCUUAACGACCGCAGUAGUCGAUCUCAUAGUUGCUUGACUGUUCAUGUUCAAGGAAGAGAUUUGGCAUCCGGAGCAACCAUCCGCGGAUGCAUGCAUUUGGUUGACUUAGCAGGAAGUGAGAGGGUGGAUAAAUCAGAGGCUACUGGAGAUAGACUAAAAGAGGCACAACAUAUUAACAAAUCCUUAUCAGCUUUGGGCGAUGUCAUAGCUUCUCUGGCUCAUAAAAACUCACACAUACCUUAUAGAAAUAGUAAACUCACACAAUUGCUCCAAGAUUCACUUGUUGCCGGGUUUAUUUCAGGAGGACAGGCCAAGACCCUGAUGUUUGUUCACAUAAGUCCAGAAAGUGAUGCAAUUGGAGAGACAAUUAGUACUUUAAAAUUUGCAGAAAGAGUUGCAACAGUUGAACUUGGUGCUGCGCGAGUAAACAAAGAUGGUGCAAAUGUUAAAGAGCUCAAAGAACAGAUUGCUAGCCUUAAAGCAGCACUGGCAAGAAAAGAAGGGGAAUCGGAACAUUCUUUUUCUGGAAGCUCUGAAAAAUAUAGGACAAAGACUGAGCUAUCACCAUAUCAUUUAAACCAACGGGUUGUAGACUCGGGCGACCGGUUUGGAUACAGGCGACCAAUGGUUGAAGUUGGCAACAUAGAGCUUCAGAGUAAAACCAUAUUGAGACAGAAAACUAAAAGCAUUGAUUUCGAUGAGAUAUCAGUAAAUUCACCACCCUGGCCCCCAGUAAAUAGUCUUGGACCAAACGACGGUGAGGAUGAGAAAGAAACAGGUUCCGGAGAAUGGGUUGAUAAGGUAAUGGUAAACAAGCUAGAAGCGAACAAAACUGACAACAACCUCUUGGAUUGUUGGCAAGAAAGCAAUGUAAACUUAUCUGAGGCCUUUUAUCAAACGUAUCUCCAAGAUUCUUCCAAAAUGUAUUCAGAACAGUCCUAUAAUAUGUUCAUGGGAGGAAACCAGUUUAAUAGCAUUAUGGCUUCAGAUGAUAACAUGGAUGAGAUCGACGCUGCAACCAGUGAUUCCUCAGAACCUGACUUGCUUUGGCAAUUUAAUCAUUCUAAACUUACCGGUUUGACCAAUGGAAUUGGAUCAAAGACUAUUAUGAAAUCUGUCUCAAAGCCAACAAAAAGCCCACAAUUAAGCAAGAGUUCUGUUCAUACUUCUCUUGGUCCUUCACCUUCAUUGAAACAAUCAAAAGUUGUCUCACAUAAGACAGGGAGAAGUCCAGCUCCUGUUGACAUGAAGCGUAAAAUUGGGGGUAGAAAGUAA
Vicia faba (fava bean) is the source of this 2889-nucleotide messenger RNA. NCBI's taxonomy places the organism in Eukaryota, Viridiplantae, Streptophyta, Magnoliopsida, Fabales, Fabaceae. The record is from the annotation of a GenBank genome assembly.